Molecule: messenger RNA, 975 nt
Organism: Emiliania huxleyi CCMP1516
Lineage: Eukaryota; Haptophyta; Isochrysidales; Noelaerhabdaceae
Exons: 3
Coding region: 1-975 (324 amino acids)
Source: RefSeq, a predicted model, not a curated record
AUGGGCGUGCCGUGGGUGAAGCGGCGCGCCGCGGUGCGCGGGCGACAGACGCAGGUGCUAUCGAUGCAGGGCAAGGUCGUCCACCUCUCGAUCGCGGAUCUGCGCGGCACGAAGCGGUACACGAUGGUGCUGGACGGCUCGCCGCAGCGCGGCAAGGGCUUCUGCGGGCUGCCGGUGGAGACGCGAGUCACGCCGCGCGCGGGCGGGCUCGACAUGCGCGAGACCUACUCACAUGCGCUCGGCGGCGCGGAGCACGGCUCGCCGUGCCGUGGCGGCGAACAGCCGACAUUUGUCUCGCGGCGCGAGGUCGUGGGCUCAGGCGAGAUGUGCGUCUCGGUGUCGCGCAAGCUGCCCUGCGGACGGACGGACAAGAAGGAGCUGCGCCGCCUCUCGAGGGAGGUGACGCUCUCGAGCAGCGCGAUGGACUUCUGGGCAGAGCUCUCCCAGAGCCUCCGCCGCAGCAGCGGCGUGCAGGAGAGCACAGCCCGGGAGGAGGAGGAGGAGGAGGAGGAGAAUGAGGAGCCCUUCGGCCGGCUCGACCGUGUGUGGCGCCGCGACGCGCUGCGCGCCCUCGAGGCGCUCGAGAAGGCGCCGGCGCAGCUCGAGGCGGAGGUGCGGCGGCAGAGGCUCGCGGGGCUCCAGGCGGAGCUGGCCACCCUCGGGCUGCAGUCGCGCCGGCCGGCGGCUAUCACGCAGGCGGAGCUGCGGCGUGCUCGCGUGGCGCGGGCGCGCGAGAUCCACCCGGACCUGAGGCGAGGCCGCGAGGCGGCGGGCGCGGGCAGGCGGGGGCUCUUCGGGCGAGGCAGAGGCGCGCGCAAGGGGGCGGGGGAGGGGCGGGCUCAGGGGUCGUCCUUGGCGGAGGGCGGGGAGCAGGGGAGGGAGCGGGAGGACCAGGACCGGAUGAGCGCGCUAAACGCGGCGUACGAGCGGGUCCGGCGCGCGCUGAAGGCGCCCGUGUACGACUGGCGCACGUAG